Messenger RNA from Topomyia yanbarensis, 1883 nucleotides. RefSeq lists its product as uncharacterized. Bases 139 to 564 code for a protein of 141 amino acids. Gene Ontology annotation, biological process: intracellular transport. The record is from RefSeq and is a predicted model, not a curated record. The transcript has 5 exons. Gene Ontology annotation, cellular component: extrinsic component of membrane; transport vesicle; BLOC-1 complex. Lineage: Eukaryota; Metazoa; Arthropoda; Insecta; Diptera; Culicidae.
ACUCGAAAUUCAUUAAUCAUGCAAAUGUAAACAAGAUUAGUGCAAAGUUUUACUCACAUCGAAUAUUGUCUAUUUAUUGCAAAUUUUUAUAUUUUUCCCACAAGGAACCAUCUAUUUUAAACAAACAACACACCAAUAAUGUCACUUGAUAUUGAUGCCGAGGGAGACGACACUAGUGCAUACAGCGAAACAGUGAAGGCACUCUCAUCCGGUCUGAUGCAAAUUUACGAGCCAACGUUGAAUGAAGUUAAGGCAAAUUUAAGCGAGUUGCUAGAUAAACAAACAGAAAUGCAGAAAGCGAUUGAAACCGAGAAACGGGUUUUUUCUAGCGAGGAAGUACAACAAAUCAAUGAAAUGAUCAGCAAAGCAAAGUUUUACAAAGAAAAGGCCGUUAGAAUCAAAACUCAAAUGCACCAAGUGCAUCAGCGAGCGAAAAGUUUACGGGCCAAAGCACUGGACAUGCAGGAACUGAAAGUAAACCAGUGUGCGUCAAAACUGCAACAGCUGCAUUACGAGGAAUCUUUGGUGGCAACUAGUAAACGUACUCCCAACAAAAAGUCCUAGUCUUAGCAGAUGCCACCCAGUAAGCCUUUAAUGCAAUAUAUACCACCUUAUCUCAAAUAUUUACUGAGUAACAAUAACAAUCAAAUGUAUAGGUAUUCACCCUUAUUCUUGUCUACGACGAAAGUGUAUUCCUGUUUACGACAGCAAAAUCAAAUGGGCUUACUAUUCGUUCGAAUCGUUUUCGAACGAAUCUCGUAUUCGUCGUAAACAAGAAUAAGGCUGAUUAUCUGUUAAGCUACGUUUCUAGUUUAGUCUACUCGCCUGGGACAUCAUAAUUUCAUUUAUCACAGGGAUAUCAGAAUUCGUUUGAAAAAUCUGAAUUUUUCGAAGUGCUCCUCCGUUCAGAAAUAUUAGGGGUGUCUUUGGUACUAUGAAGAUUUUUAAUAUAAUUGUUUUAAGGUUUUAUUGAAUUCUCUUUUGAGGGUUACUGGUCAACUAAGAUCUAAAAAAUUGGCAAGAAACUAUCAAAUCUGAAAGUUUUCUGGGAGCUGGGACUAUUCUUUUGUGGCUAUCAACCCUGAAUCUUUUACUGUCGAAUGAUUCAAUCUAGGAAAGAUCAUUGUCGAGAAGAGUUUCAAACCCACGACCAGUAGCAACAAGAAGAGCCUAUCCCAUUUUAAACUUGAGUGCAAAUUAGUUAUUCGGUUGUCUCAAACUAUAAUUUAGGAUUGGUAGCAAUGUACACCAACAACAUUUUAACGAAAGUUCAAAAGAAUAGAUAAGGAAUGGUGGACUAUUGCUUUUUUUCUUGAGCAGAAGUCAAUAUAAUAGCUGUGCACGUUGUCGAAUUGACUGACCAUUUGAUAUAAACUGACUUACUUUGGGCCGUGUUUAUAAAUAUUUCUUUAAAGUUUAACGACAUUGUUCAUAAACAGCUCACAGUAAGUCAUUUUAAGCGGAACUUUUAUGCUAAUUUCGUUUUUGAAUUAGAACACCCGAAUUGCUAAGGCUAUUCUGAUCCAAAAACAAAAUCACUAGUAAGCUAAUUCGUCAGCCUGUACAGGCAAUCGAAACAUAUUUUUAUGUUGAAGAUUUCGAGCCGGUUAAAAUUUUGGAACCAGGCAAGUCGAAGAAAAUAGGUUACAUCAAACACAGACGCAAUCAAGCGAAAGAGGAAAGUUCAAGUAAUAGUUGAAGUUAAAUAUAUGAAACAGAAAUGAAUGGGAAUGAAAUAUUUGCUAAACAUGAGUCGCAUGAUUUUUUUUGAAGAUUACAAUAAUCAUUCUCUUGAAAUGAUUAAGUUUGUUUGUUAAUAUAAUUUGAAACAUCUUAGUAUUUCUUUCACAUUAAUUAGAACCGUUACGCAGCGUUGCACUCAU